AUCCCAGAGACCGAAACAACAGACAGGGACACGGAGGGUGGAGUACAGGAAGCUGCUGGCCCUCAAAUCUCACCAUGGCCGAAAUCUAACCACUACAAAACUCUCCGUUUCUGUUUAUCUUCGGGUUUUUUUCCCCCCCAAACUGCGGAUAAUCUAGGCGACAUUUUUUUUCUGGAUCGGUCGGAGAUUGAAUCGAGGAGCUCAUCAUGUCUCGGGGAGUGAUCCAGCCCAGCCAGCAGAAACUGGCGGAGAAACUCACCAUCCUCAACGACAGAGGCGUCGGGAUGUUGACCCGUGUUUACAAUAUCAAAAAGCAAGGACAAGUUUGGAAGGCCUGUGGCGACCCCAAGGCAAAACCCUCCUACCUUGUUGACAAAAACCUGGAGUCUGCUGUUAAAUUUAUAGUUAGGAAGUUCCCUGCUGUGGAGACACGCAACAAUAACCAACAGCUGGCUCAGCUGCAGAAAGAGAAGUCUGAGAUCCUGAAGAACCUGGCUCUCUACUACUUUACCUUUGUGGAUGUCAUGGAGUUCAAGGACCACGUGUGUGAGCUGCUGAACACGAUCGACGCCUGCCAGGUCUUCUUUGACAUUACGGUGAACUUUGACCUGACCAAGAACUACCUGGAUCUGGUGGUGACGUACACAACUCUGAUGAUAAUCCUGUCUCGCAUCGAGGAGAGGAAAGCCAUCAUAGGACUGUACAACUACGCCCACGAGAUGACACACGGAGCCAGUGACAGGGAGUACCCCAGGCUGGGCCAGAUGAUCGUUGACUAUGAGAACCCUUUGAAGAAGAUGAUGGAGGAGUUUGUUCCCCAUGGAAAGUCCCUGUCGGAGGCCCUGAUCAGCCUUCAGGUGGUUUAUCCUCGGAGGAAUCUGUCUGCUGACCAGUGGAGGAACGCCCAGCUGCUCUCGCUCAUCUCUGCUCCCUCCACGAUGCUCAACCCGGCUCAGUCCGACACUAUGCCUUGUGAAUACCUGUCUCUGGACGCAAUGGAGAAGUGGAUUGUGUUCGGGUUCAUCCUGUGUCACGCGGUGCUGAACAACGACGCGGCAGCCUUGUCUCUGUGGAAGCUGGCCCUGCAGAGCUCCACCUGCCUCUGUCUGUUCAGGGAUGAGGUCUUCCACAUCCACAAGGCUGCAGAGGACCUGUUCGUGAACAUCAGGGGAUACAACAAGCGCAUCAAUGACAUCAGGGAGUGCAAAGAACAGGCACUGUCUCAUGCAGGCUCCAUGCACAGAGAGAGACGCAAGUUCCUCCGAUCAGCUCUGAAGGAGCUGGCUACAGUUUUAGCUGACCAGCCUGGGCUCCUUGGUCCAAAGGCGCUUUUUGUGUUCAUGGCGUUGUCGUUCGCCCGAGACGAAAUAAUCUGGCUGCUUCGACACGCCGACAACAUCCAGAAGAAAAGCACUGACGAUUUCAUCGACAAAACUUGUCAGUUUGCCCAGAGGAUGAAUCUAUAAUCAUGUCUUCGUUUGUCAACACCAUGACCUCCCUCAGUGUCAAACAAGUUGAAGAUGGAGACGUGUUUGACUUCAGAGGCAUGAGGUUGGACUGGUUCAGACUCCAGGCCUACACCAGUGUUUCUAAAGCCAGUCUUGGCAUUGCUGACCACAAGGAGCUUGGUAAAAUGAUGAACACCAUCAUCUUUCAUACAAAGAUGGUGGACUCCCUGGUGGAGAUGCUAGUAGAGACAUCAGACUUGUCUAUUUUCUGUUUCUACAGCCGAGCAUUUGAAAAAAUGUUCCAGCAGUGCUUGGAGCUUCCCUCCCAAAGUCGACACUCAAUCUGUUUUCCUCUGCUCUGUGCACACUUCAUGUCCUGCACACAUGAGCUCUGUCCGGAGGAGCGUCACCACAUUGGAGAUCGAAGCCUGUCACUGUGCAACAUGUUCCUGGAUGAGAUGGCCAAACAGGCCCGGAACCUGAUCACUGACAUCUGCACUGAGCAGUGUACACUCAGCGACCAGCUCCUUCCUAAGCACUGUGCAAAAACCAUCAGCCAGGCUGUGAACAAGAAGAGCAAGAAGGCCACAGGGAAGAAGGGAGAGCCUGAGAGGGAGAAACCAGGAGUGGAGAGCAUGAGGAAGAACCGACUUCUGGUCACCAAUCUAGAUAAACUCCACACAGCAUUAUCUGAACUCUGCUUCUCCAUCAACUACGUUCCCAACCUGGUGGUGUGGGAGCACACCUUCACACCCAGAGAGUACCUCACCUCCCACCUGGAGAUCCGAUUCACCAAGUCUAUCGUUGGAAUGACCAUGUACAACCAGGCUACUCAGGAGAUAGCCAAGCCCAGUGAGCUGCUGACCAGUGUCCGGGCCUACAUGACGGUGCUGCAGUCCAUAGAGAACUACGUGACCAUCGACAUCACUCGGGUCUUCAACAACGUGCUCCUGCAGCAGACGCAGCACCUGGACAGCCACGGCGAGCCCACCAUAACCAGCUUAUACACAAACUGGUACUUGGAGACGUUGCUCCGUCAGGUCAGUAACGGACACAUUGCUUAUUUUCCUGCCAUGAAGGCCUUCGUCAACCUGCCCACUGAGAACGAGCUGACUUUCAACGCUGAGGAAUACUCUGACAUCUCAGAGAUGCGUUCGCUGUCAGAGCUGCUGGGGCCGUACGGCAUGAAGUUCCUCAGUGAGAGUCUGAUGUGGCACAUCGCAUCGCAGGUUUCUGAGCUGAAGAAGCUGGUGGUGGAGAACAUGGAGGUGUUGACCCAGAUGAGGACGAGCUUUGACAAACCAGACCACAUGGCUGCCCUCUUUAAGAAACUCACCUCUGUGGACAGCGUGUUGAAGAGGAUGACCAUCAUCGGAGUCAUCCUGUCCUUCCGCUCUCUGGCUCAGGAAGCUCUGAGAGACGUGUUGUCGUGUCACAUUCCCUUCCUGGUCAGCUCAGUGGAGGAUUUUAAGGACCACAUUCCCAGAGAGACGGACAUGAAGGUGGCCAUGAACGUCUACGAGCUGUCCUCAGCUGCAGGGCUACCCUGUGAGAUCGACCCGGCCCUGGUGGUGGCGCUCUCGUCUCAGAAGAGCGAGAACAUCAGUCCAGAGGAGGAGUAUAAAAUCGCCUGUCUCUUGAUGGUGUUUGUUGCUGUUUCUUUGCCAACGCUCGCCAGCAACGUGAUGUCUCAGUACAGCCCCGCCAUCGAGGGCCACUGCAACAACAUCCACUGCCUGGCCAAAGCCAUCAACCAGAUCGCUGCUGCGCUCUUCACCAUCCACAAGGGCAGCAUCGAGGACCGCCUCAAGGAGUUCCUAGCUCUGGCCUCCUCCAGCCUGCUGAAGAUCGGCCAGGAAACAGACAAGAUGACAACACGUAACAGAGAAUCUGUUUACCUGCUGCUGGACAUGAUUGUGCAGGAGUCUCCCUUCCUGACCAUGGACCUGCUGGAGUCCUGCUUCCCCUACGUCCUGCUGCGAAACGCCUACCACGCUGUGUACAAACAGAGCAUCAGCGCCAGCGCAUGAACAGCCGGGCCCACGUCCGGGUGGUCCCAGCUCUCUCAUGUAACACUACCAGACUACACUAAAUACAAACUAAACACACUAAUCACUUUUCUGACAUGUGUAACACACUAAGAGUAGCUGAAACUACAAAAUAAAC
Molecule: messenger RNA, 3614 nt
Organism: Austrofundulus limnaeus
Lineage: Eukaryota; Metazoa; Chordata; Actinopteri; Cyprinodontiformes; Rivulidae
Gene: nckap1
Product: NCK-associated protein 1
Biological process (GO): neuron projection morphogenesis; cell migration; cell morphogenesis
Cellular component (GO): SCAR complex
Source: RefSeq, a predicted model, not a curated record